UCUCUGUGGCCUCUUUUCCACUCAGUAGAAACAUCGUAACAAUACAAGAUGUCUACGCCAUCAGUGAACGGUCUCAAUGGAAGUCAUUACCAAGAAAUAAACCACCAUUAUGCCGAAGAAUGCAGCCAGGACGAUAUUGGCAGCUUUUUGUUCACAUCAGAAUCAGUGGGAGAGGGACAUCCAGACAAAAUCUGUGAUCAGGUUAGUGAUGCAAUAUUGGAUGCUCAUCUGAAACAGGAUCCUAAUGCUAAAGUGGCAUGUGAGUCGGUGUCCAAGACAGGAAUGAUCUUGGUGUGUGGAGAAAUCACCUCUAAAGCUGUAGUAGAUUACCAGGAGGUGAUUCGUGGCACCAUCAAACAAAUAGGAUAUGAUGACUCUAGCAAAGGUUUCGACUACAAGACCUGCAAUGUUUUGAUUGCUCUGGAACAGCAGAGCCCUGACAUUGCCCAGGGUGUGCAUGUUGACAGAGACGAUGAUAAUAUUGGAGCAGGAGACCAGGGUCUUAUGUUUGGAUAUGCCACAGAUGAGACUGAGGAAUGCAUGCCUUUGACAGUUGUUUUGUCACAUCAGCUCAAUGCCAGAAUUGCCCAGCUUAGACGAACCGGAGAAUUAAGCUGGGCCAGGCCUGAUACAAAGACACAAGUUACAAUAGAGUACAAAUAUGAUAAGGGAGCUUGUGUACCACUCCGUGUUCAUUCAGUUGUAAUUUCUGCUCAACAUGAUGAAACUGUGACUCUAGAAAGGUUGAGGAAAGAGUUGAUGGAGAAAGUUGUUUACUAUGUGAUUCCACAGAAAUACUUAGACAAAGACACAAGAUAUCACAUACAGCCAUCAGGGAAAUUUAUUAUUGGUGGACCACAGGGUGAUGCUGGUUUAACAGGUAGGAAAAUCAUUGUGGAUACAUAUGGAGGUUGGGGUGCUCAUGGUGGUGGUGCUUUCUCGGGAAAAGACUUCUCUAAGGUGGACAGAUCUGCUGCCUAUGCAGCCAGAUGGGUAGCCAAGUCUCUAGUCAAAGCCGGUCUGUGCAAACGUGUUCUCGUACAGGUCUCCUAUGCCAUUGGUAUCCCUGAACCAGUUUCCAUAACUGUGUUUAGUUAUGGAACAUCAAAAUAUUCUGAGAAACAACUCCUAGAAGUGAUCAAUAAGAACUUUGACUUGAGGCCAGGAAGAAUUGUAAAGGAAUUGAAUUUGAGGGCACCUAUUUACCAAAAGACAGCUUGUUACGGACAUUUUGGCCGUCCAGAUUUCCCAUGGGAAGUACCAAAGAAGCUUAUUCUAUAAGCCACUUCUGGGAGUCCCAUUCUCAAUGUCAUAUUUGUAUAUACAAACAUUAAACAUUUGUGAUUCCGAAGGGGAGUAGCCACAGUAGUUAAAAGACUAGUCAGACCAGACUUGAAAGAACUGACAUUAUAGUUACACUCGACACAAAUUAUGAUCAAUGCCAUAUAAUCCUAGAGCUUGUCAUUAUUUGUGUCAGUAUGAGCGGGUUAUAUAGUCCUCAAGCUCUGCUCAGAUUCCGUCUUUUAAUUAUUGCAAAUGUGUGAUUUUCUAGUUGUCUUUUUAUAUGCACACAUUUGUCUUGUGUUUAUGAAAAUUCAUUGGGAAAAGAGCACUAUUUAUAAACACUCGGGCAUCCCAUAAUCAUUAUUUAUAUGAAUUUAUAUUGUUAUAUAUUUAGCUAAAUACUGCAAUUUUUAUUAUUGUAGAAAUGUAAUGAAUUGUUACCAGUAUUUGCAAUGAGAUGUUUUUAUGUCGUGACUUUUUAUUAAGAUUGUUUUAUUUUCCUAUGUAAACUCUUUUAAUAUACAGUUCAAUAAUGAAUCAUAUUCAACAUACUACAUUGAUAACUGUAUUGUAACAAUUUACCUUUGUGAAAUGAGAAAUGUGAGUCAAAUUAAUCAUGAAAUACUUACAUUGCUGCUUUUUGUUCAAGACAGUUCAACUGCAUUCCAACAUUAGUACUGUUACAGUGUAUCAUCAGGUUUCUUGGACCUGAUACAAAACUAAAGUUGUACCUACAGAUGUAUGUGGGAUCAAUAAAAGAUGUGAAAAAUGGC
Molecule: messenger RNA, 2057 nt
Organism: Saccostrea echinata
Lineage: Eukaryota; Metazoa; Mollusca; Bivalvia; Ostreida; Ostreidae
Product: S-adenosylmethionine synthase-like
Exons: 8
Coding region: 49-1281 (410 amino acids)
Biological process (GO): S-adenosylmethionine biosynthetic process
Cellular component (GO): cytosol
Molecular function (GO): ATP binding; methionine adenosyltransferase activity
Source: RefSeq, a predicted model, not a curated record